Macroventuria anomochaeta is the source of this 1338-nucleotide messenger RNA. RefSeq lists its product as uncharacterized. The record is from RefSeq and is a predicted model, not a curated record. The coding region runs from base 1 to 1338 and encodes 445 amino acids. Lineage: Eukaryota; Fungi; Ascomycota; Dothideomycetes; Pleosporales; Didymellaceae. The transcript has 2 exons.
AUGGCGACCACGUUUUCAUCGCUUCCCGUCGAGAUUCAGCGCCAAUGCGUCAACUACCUUGACAUCACCGCUUUGCGGUCAAUGCGACUGUCCUCCCAAGCUAUCAGGGACGUCACGACUGAGGCAUUGUUCGAGGUAGCUACGCUUCAGGUCACAGAAGAAAGCGCAGAGAGAUUCAGUGCCCUCAUGAAUAAUGAUGAAUCCCGACGUUAUAUCUGUAGACUUCUCCUGGACACCCACUGUGCUGGGCAAUGCGCACAUGAGGAGUGUGAUGUAUUUCCGCCACCAGAGUGGUGGGCUGGAGCUGUUGCGAGAUGGAGCUGUGUCUCCUGGCCGAACCUCAAGAAAAUUACAGUCGAUUGCGCGUACGCAUGCGCCAACAGGCGUUGUGCAUCUCUCGGACUGGCCUUCACAACUUUUCUUGCGGGCGCCGACAUCGAAGCCUUGACCAUCAAGCAUCUUCACGACUCUUGCCUCAUCCAGCGCCCAGACUUCACGCCGGGCAGGGCCAAAGUUACGAAGCUGCACCUCUUACUCACUACAUGGAGUGACGAUGCUUCUCCAGAUAACGACAUCGAGAUACGAUACCGCCACUCCCUCUUCAAUAUACAUCUCAACACCACAUGGCUGACCCCGCUGCAGACACAACUCACCCACUUGACGUUGCACUCCAACACAUACUGGGGCGUAUACCCGCCAUGGCAGCCUGGCGACCUGCACUUCCCACGUCUCAGAUCCCUGGCUCUUGGCAAAUGGACCAUCGCGUUCGACUGGCAAAUCGACUUCAUCGUGUCCCAUAGCGAUACACUCCAGGAACUGUUCCUAACCAAUUGUCCGAUUUUGCACGCCCUACGAAUGACUCCUCGACAGUCCGACAAUCAAUGGCGACGGCCUCGAGCAGGUACGGCGCGCGGCAAGCCGCCGACGAACAACUUCUUCUCUGGUCUGCGAUGGCACACCGUCCUUCUAGCGUUCAAGAGCAAGUUGCCCAAGCUGAAGUAUUUCUCAAUGGGACCCGGUCCGCUCGGUGGCCUCGUCUUCGACCGCCGAGAUUUCAGGGAUGAUGAAGCGUUCGAGGACCGCUAUAAACUCUCUCCGCGCAUAGACUCCGCGCGCUACGCUGUCUUUGACUUCGGGGCUGGACCGGCAGAGUGGUUAGAUGGUGAUUCUGAAUACCGUCAGAGGUGGCACAGAGGGAAGGGCGGAUUUGAUGGCACGGACUGGGUAGAGAAGGAAAUGGAUGAGGAGGUUAGGAAGAAGGCGAAUUACCCUGAUUGUUUGCAGGAGGAUCAGGCGGCGCUGGAAGGUUUGCUCAGGAGUCUAAGAGAAAGGUGGUAG